AUGUGGGUAAUCUCUAGAUCUCUUUGCGAAGUUUAGAGAUCAAUGAAAUGGGUUGUCAAAUCGUCUCCAGCAGCUGUCACUUGGCGAAGUGGAAAAACAACUUUGUGGCUAUCUGGCGGCUAUCACUUGACAGAGAGGAGUUAGAUGAAGGUGGGGCACAUGUUAGGGAGCUUCAUCCUCAAGUCCACGCAGCAAGAGGAGGCUCUUCAUCGUAUCUAGUAUGCUCUCAGGAGGUGGCGACUCGUCUCUCAACGGAACGUCCUCUUCUCGAUGAUGUCUUGUUCGUUGAUCAAGUGGAGAUGAUUUACUCGAUAUAUUCACGAUCCUUUUAUCACAAAUUAUUUUAACAAUUUUAGUAACAAUAUUCCACAAAUCGCAUUGAUGAGAUUUUCGUCGAUGAUCAAGUAAUUCUGACGGCUUAAUUCUUCACUAGCGAUAUGUAGGAAAGUCACGAUUUAAUCAGAUAAAAAUAAGAGUUUUGCCUCUAGGAGGAUUCGAAUCCGUGCCGAUUACUCACUUGUAUGAGAAAGAUUGAAAUAAGUACUCUAAUGCCCUUAUGAAGUGACAUGGUAUAUCUUUGUUAUAAAGAAGGGGUAUUUUAGGUAUUAAAAUCUUCAAACCCUUUCGAGGGAAGGUGUGACGCGGAUUUAGUCCCACAUCGCUUGUGUGUCGAAGUUCGGGACGAAUAUAUAGUAAUAUUACAUUUGCAAGCAAUGAGUCCCUUUCACCCGCAUGUACGACCACUCCUUGCCUCACGAUCGGUUGACCACACACAUGUAUGACCACUGGUGAUGUGGAAGGGGGGUGGCACACACGUGCCCCCAUUAGUCUAUAGACACUUGAGCCCCUACUCACAAUUCCUCUCUAAUUGCGCUUCCGACCCACUUGUAGGCCCGGCUAGUAGAUGGGUCCCCUCCUUUUUCUAUCUUUUUAUUUUAUUUUAUUUUUCUUCAAUUAUCUCAAAAAUUAGAUUAUAAAAAUUAUAUAAAUUCACAUAAUUAGCUAAAAAAUCACAUUAAUCAACUUAAAAUCACUUUUCAUACUUUCACACAAAUAUAAGUUUAUUUAUCAUAAGAUAAGGCUAAAAAUAUAUUAUUUAUUAAUUAUUAACUCAUGAUAAUGAUGACUUAUUAGCAUCUAAGAUCAAUGAUGGAGAAAACAAAUUACAUGUCAUGUGCUACAAAGAAUCUUAGAGUCUCAUUGGAGGAGCCUAUGUCGCUAGAUGUCUUGGCUGAUGUCAACCUUUAGUCCUAUUAGCACUCUAAUAGGGUUUAUCUCCAAGGUUGAUGUUCCAUCUAGAGUUGGCAUGAUGGCAAGAAGAACUUGACCUCUUGAUUGAAGACACUCUUGAGCUUGUAGCAUUUGUGAGGAGAAUGUCACGCCCUCCUAGAAUUGGUGUACCAUAGGUUGUCCUUGUGUUCGCCCUUCUUUACUCCUACACUUGGUUAGUGUGUUGGACCUCCUCCUUCUCUAUGCUUAACCACAAAUGCAGUGUUAUUUGUGUUUGAAUUUGAUCAUACUCAAGAUUAAGGCCACUGAGGAAUUUGUAAAUCUGAUCAAUCUUAAUGUAUUUCUUGAAAAAGGUUAUAUAUUGUGGAUCUAUUGUGAUAAUUGGCUUAUAUGGAUCAAUUUUGAGCCAUAGACACUCUAACUCAAUCACAUAUUUUUAACUGAUUUUGUGGUAUAUGUUACACUCAUAACAUUUGAUAGAAGUCAAAAAGUUUGCUGUCCAUAAAGUUCAUUUGAAAAUGCUUUGUUAGCUUUUUCCCAAAUAUCUCUUACAGUCAAAAGAUACAAAUAAUUUUGCAUUAAUUUCUAAGGUUAUGGUGCUCACGAGCCAUGACUUAAUUAUAACAUCCUCUUUAUUCCAUAGCCUAAAUCAUACAUCUCUUGAUUCAAGUGCUAGAUCUAAGAUGUGGUCUACUUUUAUUUUGUCAGAAUCAGCUCAAUGAACUCACUCACUCCAUUAGAGUAAGUUAUUGUCAUUCAAUUUGAAUUUACUCAAAAUGUUUGCAACUCUAAGGCAUAUUUGAUUAUAUUAACAAUCUAAGGUACUAAAGAAGCUAUAUUUUCUAAAUUUUGUGGCAUAUCUUGGUUCCCUAAGUUGGUGGGGUAAGACUCCUGUCCAUUUUCCCCUCUCGAGCUUUGUCCUCUCUCCUUCAGCUGCUACAUCAGCUUAUUUAAGACUUCUUCUCCCAUCCAUAUUUUUGGAUAAUCAAUAUACCAUAGAAUUUGUAUGAAAGUACUGGAGAAGGACAACAUGUUCAAUAAAAAUUUGAGCAAAAAUUAACUUACUGUAUGCUAUUUUAAUUCAGUAAAAGAUAGUACUCAUAAAUCAAAAAGGCAUGGAUGGAAUUUAAUGUCGUGCUGAAAUAAACUGAAACAAGGUAAAACAAGAGAUCUAGAUGGACUGAAAAUAACUGGCAUAAAAUAAAAUUCAGCAGAACAAAAAGAAAGUAUUUAUAGAUUUUUAGAAUUUCAAAUAUAGAACAAAGAACUAACAAAAUUGAUGCCCAUUGAAAUCAAAAUGAAAUGUAGUACUAUGCAUAGUUCUAUAUUAUGAUUUUUUUUUUUGGUUUUUAAAGAACGAUGGAAAUAAAUUGUAAGAACACAAAUGUGCUUAAAAUCAGAAUCCUUCAAAAUUAAUAUAAAUCACCAAUUGUGAAAAUUCUCCCGGGCAAUGGCACCAAAAAAUUAAUAGCUCUUAAGUCUCUAUUAUUUAUAAACUGAUUUUUACAAGAAUAGUUUUUUGAUGAAUUAGAGGAAAACCAGGUCGAACACAAGGAGAGUUUUGAAUUAGUUGAUGUAUAUUAAUUAAUAAUCAUAUUCUGAUUUGUUUACUCUCUGAAAUCUAGCAGCCAUGAAUACAAAUAUUUAAUGCACAUUGAGAGGAAGAUUUCUCUCAAGGUUCAACUGGCUACCUUGUAAGUAAAUUACAGAUAACCGGUAGGGAUGAUUCCCCACUUCCUUCAACAACUUUGACUAUUCAAAAUCGACGAGACAAAGGGGGGUAGAAUUUCACAAAAUUUAGAUUGUAUUAACUAGGAUAAAAAAAGUUUGAUUACAUAAAUCAAAGGAACAAAACGAAAAUGAUUUCUCCCUCUUGUUUUGACAGAUGUGGGGAGAGAAUAGCGGCCUCACAUAGGGGCAUCUUUGGUUGAUCCUCUUCUUUUUGUGCCAAGGGAGGAGACCCACGAUCAUUGCCAGUGCAGUUAUCACCAAAAGGGGGGGAAGGGACGAGCUGGCCCACCUAUGGUGUGCUGUGGGUGGCUCCAAGGGAGAGAGGAGGAGCAAGCCAUCCCUAUGGUAAAAAAGGGACAGACCAAAGGAAGAAAAGAGGAAUGAGAGGGCUGAUCGUGAAUGAGGGUUUCUCAGCCAGCAGCUGGUCCUCUUUUGGAAUCAUAUGCCCUACUGUAGACAUACCCUUUAUGCCCCUCUCUAUGUAAAAAUAACAAGUCAAUUUUACAGUUUUAACUUUUUAUGUUCACUAAUUUUUCAAUAGUCCAUGAUGAAACUAAGAAAAUAUGUAUGCUCAUGCUCAUGCAUCAUAAUUAUCUAUUAAUCAUCUUUCCUCCAACAACUAUUAAUCAUAUACUUCUCUUCUCAUUUAUCUUGAUGUUCUCAUCCUAGUAGAAAAUAGGAAAAUGAUACAAUUUAGAAACCAUCAUGUGAAAAUGCAGAAGUAGAAUAGUAAAUGUGUACUCAUCAUAUUUCUAUAUUACUAAGGAAUUAAAUAUUAAUCUUCUCGCCCCUUUACUAUAAUGAUUGCUCAAAUUAUCAAGCCCCAAUGAAAUAGAUUAUUGAGGAUGAUCCAUUAACCUUCACAGUGGGAAGGAGAAAAUAUGGUGACAAGUAGGAGGGCAAAGCUGAAGCACAUGAGGGUGACUGAGGGAGCCAUCUCAAACCUUUUCCCACUGCCGAACUAUUGCUCCUUCAUAGGUAGAAACGUCGUCUCUUGCAUAUUUAAAUACUCCCAAGGAAGAAGGCCACUAUUGAUACAAUAGUGUCCUUCUUUGGGAGUAAUUUCUGGUUUCCAGGUCAACUCGCUAAAACUUUGAGAGAAAAAUUCACCUAAAAAUUUACAGGAGAGGAUACCACGCAUGGGAUUGACAAGCUGCACGCCAUGUGCCCAUUGAGGCGUUGAAAAUUGUUGCUUGAAUGGUGGCUUAGUGGAGGGAAGUAGGUCAACUUUGAAAACAGCUGGUGUGGUGAUGGAAAAGGCAUUUACACGAAUCAUAUCUUACAAAUUUGACAUUUGGAGCAUUGUAUCUUGAUAUUAAUCUAAAUGUGGAACUCCCAUCAGGAUAUUAUCUGACCUCCAUUUUGAGUGCAUCAUUUGAGUGAUCACAAUUUACUUAGUCUUCCUUUCUAUUCAAGAACAUGAAUGAUCUUAUGAAUCCCAUGGUACUCAAAUGGGUGGUUUUGCAAAAAUGUCUAGGGCUAUGAUGCAUAAAGGACAUUCUAUCAGCGCAUUAAAAUAUUUAAAUGCGAGUACAUUUGAUUAUAAAAGUCUGAUAUUUAUGCAAAAAAUCGUAUUAUUAAUCUUCCUACGUCAUAAUCUAACAUUUAUUGAGAACUUUCAUGCUCAUCAAGGCCCAUGCUCACAUAAUUUGCAUGAAAAUACUUUGAAGGAUUGUCUAUUUCAUAUAUUAUCAUAGGAUGGAAAGUCUUGAACAUUUUUGUUCUCGAAUUUAUUUAUUUUGUAGCAAUUUUUUUGCAUACCUUAUUUAAAUGUUCCAUAUCCAAACAAAUUUAAAGUUUAUUUAUUAACUCAAGUGAAAAUUGUGAUCUAUCAUUUCUUCAUGAAAUUAAGGAGGGAAACAUUUAUCUUAGAACUUUUUUUUAUUAACUUUAGUUAAAUUGCAUAUUUAAAAAAUAUGACAUGAAAGCAUUUUUAUUAUCAUUAAUUUCUUUGAAGCUUUGUCAAAUAGGGUGACCAUAAGUUGGCCAAAUGGAACUUCUACAACAUCAGCAAUUAAUUACUUUAAAGUGAUUAGACUAUUAAUACAAAAUAGAAUUUUUAAGUUAUAUAUUUUUCUUGUGAUUCUUCAUCCUUGUCAUUAUCACUUUACUUAAGACUUUGGGAUUAAUUCCUAAAAAUAUAUCUAAUUGUCAAUUAUGUAUGUUGUAAAAUUUUUUAAAUAAAGAAUAUGUUAAAUGCCACAAAAAUAUUAAAAAAAUACAUUUUAUGCCUUGAUUAAAAAAGAUGAUCUCUCUCUCUCUCUCUCUCUCUCUCUCUCUCUCUCUCUCUCUCUCUCUCUCUCUCUCCAAUACUCAUUUCUUGUUGACAACCCAAGACACCUUCCCACCAUGGAAGAAAUCCCUAGUCUCUUGUUGCAUAGAUGGUACUUGGGUGGCCAGUUGCCAUGAGAGAUUUGUGAAGAUUGUUUGUCUCGGUAGCAGCCCCGUGUGUAGAAACCUGAGGAAGAGGGUGCAUUGACAUAAUAGUAGUGUCUCUAGAUGAAAUGGGUAGGUUCCUAAGAGCACAACAUUUGAGAAAGAAGUUGUGUCGAGAUCUCUCUCUCUCUCUUUGUCUCUCUCUCUCUAUUUUACAGCUUCUAGUAAUUUUGCGCACCAUGGGAAUCAAUGUCAUCUUCCUCUCCUCUGCUUUGCUCCCUACUUGACCCCAGGUGUUUGGAAGUUGGGAAAUGGUCGAAGAAGUGAAGCUUGACACAUGACCCAUCAAAUGGGGUCACAAAUCUCCUACGAGCCCAUAGAUAGUCCUUACUUUCAGGCUUCUUCAAGCCUCAUAAGAAUGUUAGUUAAAGCUAGAUUUUUGUGUUUUAACUAGUUUUAUUAUUUGAUUUUAUUUUUUUAACUUGUAGAAUAAAUAUAAGAUACAUUGUUAAUUUUAAAAGUCUGAAGUUAAAAUACUUGGCAUAAUUUUUUAUUAAAAGAAUAAAAUAUAAAAACUCUUCGGCCUACUAACAAGUCGGCACUUAGUAGUUGACUUGGAGGGGGGCAGCAGUCGAGUGGGUAGACCCAGACUAGGGGAGCCACGAGCUGGGCUUGAGUGGCAAAGGCCUCGCUUGGUGCAUGUGUGCGUCACUCCCCUUCCACGUCCUAGUGGCCAACUAGUCGUGGGGCGAGCGCCUAUACACACAUGCACGUGCGAGGGUGGACCACCUUUUUGUCUUCUCCCAAGAUGGUCCUAGAGAUUAUUUUAUUUUGGGAGAAGGGAUCUCUACUAAGAGAGCGUAGCUUUAGUUUAUAUUCGACACAUGCGUCUAAAAUAUUUUUGAUGUGGGAUUAAAUAUUUUCGUUUGUUUCAGCAUAGCCAUUUGAAGUGCGGUGCGAUCUAGCAGUACACAGCGAGCCACAUCAUUAGAUUAGCCAUAUCCUAUGGCUGAUGAACUGCCACGAUACUAGAUGCGUAAAGUGAUCCAUCAGUGGUUCGUGAAUCUGACGCCAAUCAACAUGCUCGUGACCUUAAAGGAUGAUCCGAUGGCUUAGGAUGUGCCAUAGUACUAGGGACUUAAGUUAUUGGUCGGCAGUGGUUCAGGGCAGGUUGAUCCCACGUCGCUCAGAGUGCCAUGUGACCAAACAUAUAUGAUCCAGCAGCUCAUGAAGUACUGUAAUACUGAGAACUUAAGUCCUCACACAUCAUCAUUAGUGACAUAAAGAUAAUAAUCAAUUGUUGUUUGGUAAAACAAAUAUUAUCAGUUAUCUUUAAAAUCUCGACAGUAGUCGUGAAUAUGGCAACCCCUUCUUCCCUCCUUUUGUGCAAUCAACAUCUCUGGUGAUCAACAAGUUCGUUCCUUCCUCCCCCAACUGUACUUGAGGCCUUUGACAAGUGGUCAACUCUUCCCUUCUCUCCUCAAACAACAGUGACAAUGUGGUCGACCCCUCUUUCGAUGGAUCUUUCGGCAAGUGGUGUAGCAUUUUUGGACAAUACUUCUGUGACUUUCGAUGUGGUGUGACAUGUUCGGACGAAACCAAGCCAUCACACCGGUGUCUCUAGUUGUCCAAGAGGCAGACUAAACUUGGGCAAUGAUUUAUUUCCUACUUUCAGUAUUUACUUACAUGCUUUUGUCAUUUAUUAUAUUUUACGGUAAGUUCUUUCUGUCUCAUGCAUGUUUCGAUUGAAAUAAGUAGAACUAAUUCAAAACUUGAUGAGUGAUCUUUGUUCUUCUUUUGAAUCCUCUGAAACUCAUCUAAGAUCAAGUUAAGAUCAUUUUCAACUUGUUUUCUAUUAAUUUUUGCAGUUAAAUCUUGAUGUAUUCACAUUCUCAACAUUCUACAAAUAACGAGUAUUUUUCUAUUUUUGAACCUGAAAUCACUGAGAUUAAAGGCUAAUUAAUGAGCAUUAACAAACUGAAGACAUUUAUGGCUGACCUCAUGUCAUGUGUGUGAAUCUUCGAGCACACAUUCAUAUGAGAAUAAUGGUCACCGUGAAAACGGGUUGACCGUAUUUCUCUCUUUCUUCAUUUUUGUUUUAUUUAUCUCUCUCCCUCUCUCGUGAGACCUCUCUUCUCUCUCCGUCUCUCGUAAGAUCUCUCCCUUUCUCUCUCUCUCUCUCUCUCUCUCUCUCUCUCUCUCUCUCUCUCUCUCUCUCAAUUUAUCUCCUUCUCUUUCUCUCUCUCGAUUGAUCUCCCUCUCUCCUCCUCUCUCUUUCUCUCCCUUUCACGAGAGAUCUCAUCCAUUCUCUCUCUCUUGAGAGCUUUCUCUUUUCCUCUCUCUUUCUCUCUCUUUCACGAGAGAUCUCAUACCUUCUCUCUCUCAAGAGAGCUUUCUCUCCUCUUCUCUCUUUCUCUCACUUUUGUGAGAGAUCUCAUCUCUUCUCUCUCUCAUGAGAGCUUUCUCUCCUCUCUCCUUCUCUCCAUUUUGCGAGAGAUCUCAUCCCUUCUCUCUCUUGUGAUACCUUUCUCUUCUCUUUCUCUUUUAGUCCUUCCUUUUCUCCACUUUCCUUCCUUUAUUCUUCUCAUCUCAUCCUUCUAUUUUUUUUAAAAUAUUAAUAAAAUAUUAAAAUCACUUUAUAUAUAAACUAAAUUAGUUUUUAUGACAGAUUAAUCAAUAUCAUUCAAAGCAUCAACCACCACUGACAUGGGGGAAAUGCUGGUUGUUUCUUGACAUAGGUAUAUACAAGCAAGACCAUUAA
Messenger RNA from Spirodela intermedia, 8098 nucleotides. The record is from the annotation of a GenBank genome assembly. NCBI's taxonomy places the organism in Eukaryota, Viridiplantae, Streptophyta, Magnoliopsida, Alismatales, Araceae.